Molecule: messenger RNA, 1063 nt
Organism: Westerdykella ornata
Lineage: Eukaryota; Fungi; Ascomycota; Dothideomycetes; Pleosporales; Sporormiaceae
Exons: 3
Coding region: 134-1033 (299 amino acids)
Biological process (GO): peptidyl-lysine dimethylation
Molecular function (GO): protein-lysine N-methyltransferase activity
Source: RefSeq, a predicted model, not a curated record
CUACUCCACAUGUACUAUCCACUUCACCCGUCAUCAAACUCGUGCCAAAGAAAAGGGGGACCCACUUCCACCUCCCAACCAUCCCACUCCUCACCACAGACACCCUCACCAAUGCAAAAACUUACCACACCCAAUGCAGCCCCUCCCCGCCCUCAUCACCCUCCACCACCCCCCCACCUACUCCCCCUCCCCCGAAGACAUCUUCUCCACGACCCUGGGCUCCCUCUUCCCGGACGACCUGCAGAACCAGCACGGCGACGCCGACGCCGACGCCGUCAUCGUGUAUGCCAGCCGGAGAUUGGGAGAUCUCGAGUUCAGGACGGCGGAUGUCCAUGGGGAGGAGCAGAGGACCAAGUUUGCGCAUUAUUUGUGGAAUGCGGGGGUUUUGAUGGCGGAAUUGGUUGCGGGGAGGGAAGGAGAUGGGGAUGAUGGGGAGUGGUGGUUGAGUAGGGAGGAGGAGGGCAAGUGGGAUGUGCAGGGUGAGAAGGUGUUGGAGUUGGGGGCAGGCGUAGGUUUGGCCGGGAUUGCGGCUGCAUUGUCUGGUGCUCACGCUGUGGCCAUCUCCGACUACCCUGCACCCCCGAUCCUCGACGCGAUCAAAACCAACGUCACCAAGAAUAUCCCCAAUAACAUCAAACCCUCAGUUACCAUCGAAGGGCACAAAUGGGGAGACCUCUCGACCCCUUUCGCCCAGCAACACGCACACAGCUUCACCCGGAUCCUCGCUGCCGACUGCUACUGGAUGCCGCACGAGCACGAUAACCUCGCCCGCUCCAUGACGCACUUCCUCUCCGAGUCGCCCGAGGCGCGAGUACUAUGUAUAGGUGGUUUUCACACUGGCCGUGCGAAGAUUGCGGGGUUCUUCGAGGAAGCGGUGCCGGAAGCGGGAUUGGAAGUCGAGGAGAUAUUCGAGAUGGAUGCUACGGGUCAGCGGCGGGAGUGGAGACCGGUGCGGGAUGGCGGGAGGGAGGAUAUCGGCGAGCGGAAGAAGUGGCUGGUGCUUGCCAGACUGCGCCGUGCGAAGAAGCAGUAGUCGACUUGACGUACUUCGAGCGUUGGAGCG